AUGGCGUCACAUAGCACGCGAAGCACGGUGAAGUGUGUGUUUAUUUUUAAUAAUGUACAUUACGCAGUAUUUGUAGUUUAUUAUCGCACUUAACAGAUUCGAGAUUCUUCUCGGUGCUCUUGUUGCCAUCAUAGAAGGUCAUCUGAGCGGCGUUUUGUCUUGUAUUCCCCCAAAACAAUGUACAAGUAAACGUUUUUUUCUUCUUCUUUUCACUUGAUUUGAGUUUUAUAUAUAUGCAAGGAUUUAAUUAUGUCGAUUAGCGUGUGUGGAACGUGACUGUCGUCCAAGUGAAUUGCCCUUGCAUUUUCCACACUGUAGAUUUACUUCCGCAGGUUUUUUUUUUUUUUUUUUUUUAUAAACUCAACCACCAUAUUCGCGUCAUACUCGUCUCAACAAUUCUUCUUGAAUUCGCGCGGAACGUGCUGAAUCAUCGACGCUGUACACCCACUUCUACUUUGCGGGACUACAGCAUCGUUCGUUGAGUCUUCGUCUUCGGUUGAACUCGUCUCGGUGCACGUUGGAGCUUCCCGGCCGAGUUUAGCUUUGUUUAGCUUGCUAACCGCUAAAACAAAAAAAAUAAUUAAAAAAAACAAAAGAGAGGCGUUCGUGUGCGACACAUCGCUCAGUUUAGAUCAAGUGUGAGGGUAAAGUGGUGUGAAUGUCGUGUGAAGACGUGUGCGAGAAGGACAGCAGAGUACGAGGAGGAAUUUUGUGGCUCAAAAGAGGAGAACGAGCCACCACGUCAACCAGUGGACGCUGUUUGCAAGAUGGAGCCUCGAGAAAUCGGUGUAGACGUUCCCCCUGAGCGGCAGGAGCCAGAAUCCUCUUACAUUAAAGAGAAAGAGGAGCUGGGGCGCACUCACUUCAAAGAGGAGGAGGAAGACUUCCUGUGCAUUAAAGAGGAAGAGCAGGAGGAAAUCAUCCAGUUUCCAUCGACUGUUGUCCCUUUGAAGAGUGAAGAUGAAAGUGACGAGAACAGAGGGCUUGAGCCGCCAAGCAGCAGCUCAAGUCAACACAUGGCAACAAAAGGUGAUGAAGACCACUGUGGAGGAUCACCAGCAGACAGCCUCAUAGCGCCACUAUCAGAUAGUGACGACACGUCACAAUCCCCUCACACGGAUGAUGAAGAUGAUGAUGAUGAAGAACAGUCUGAAGGUCAUAAGACAUGUCACACUGACAAAAAAAGCUGGGCCUGUUCUCAAUGCAGGAAAACAUUUGGCUUCAAGUCUCUUCUGGAAAGGCAUAUGAUGAGCCACACUGGAGAGAAACCUUUUUCCUGCUCAGUUUGUGGUCAAAGAUUCUCUCGGAAGGGAACCUUGAAAGUACACGCAAGAAAACACACUGGUGAGAAACCUUUUUCCUGCUCAGUUUGUGGUCAACGAUUCACUCAGAAGGGCACCUUAAAAAUACACAUAAGAAAACACUCUCGUGAGAAACCUUUUGCCUGUGCAGUUUGUGGUCAAAGAUACUCUGAAAAGAGAAACUUACUUAGGCACACAAGAACACACACUGGUGAGAAACCUUUUACCUGCUCAGUUUGUGGGCAAACAUUCUCUGAGAAUGAAGGAUUAAAAAUACACACAAGAACACACACUGGUGAGAAACCUUUUGCCUGCUCAUUUUGUGAUCAACGAUUCGCUCAUAGAAGUACUUUGACAGCACACACAAGAACACACACUGGAGAGAAACCUUUUUCCUGCUCCGUUUGUGGUCAAAGAUUCUCUCAGAAGGGAUACUUAAAAAUACACACAAGAACACACACUGGUGUGAAACCUUUUUCCUGCUCGGUUUGUGGUCAAAAAUUUUCUCAGAAGGGAUACUUAAAAAUACACACAAGAACACACACUGGAGAGAAACCUUUUUCCUGCUCAGUUUGUGGUCAAAGAUUUUCACAGAAAGGAACCUUAAAAAGUCACAGAAGAAUUCACACUGGGGAGAAACCUUUUGCCUGUUCAGUUUGUGGCCAAAGAUUCUCUCAGAAGGAUAAGGUUAAGAGACACAAGUGUGCUGGUGAGAAUAGUAGGGACCAAUAAAGGCUUCAUCAAUUCAUUCACUAAGGCGAGAUAUGACAGCUCUAGCCCAAGACUUGUGCGAUGUCUGCUAACACGUGUCUGUUUUGCUGUUCUUUCUGUGUCACUUUCACACGUUCGAAAUAAAGAAUUCAAUCAACGUGGCCACUGAGUAGAAUGUCAUCAGCAGGUUGCAACAGCGAUGCAGAGACAAGAGAGUCACAGAAAGGCAAAGAAGUGGACAUCCUUGGACAUUUUCAUGGAUCAAAGACCUCUCUUGAAUUUUUCCAUUCAGCUCCUUGUUGGAGAACAGCAAAUUGUACAAAACGUAUUGAAACAACGAACAGUUGGGCAUGCUUUCAUACGUUAGCGUCAAAUUGAAAUUCACCUGUUAGUACAUUUUAGGUUCAUCCUGAAAUUUCACCCGAGAGCUCAAAUACCGUAUCUGUAAUCUUGUGUGAUAUGAAUAAAUGUUCACAUUUGUUAUCUUGAAUUAGAGUCUAAGAGAGUAGCUUACUGCAAUUUAAAAUAUCUACUUGUAGGACAUAUUGCUGACAUCAUUUGGGAAACCGGUCUACUUCCUUGUGAUGAGAUCUUUGUUCACGCGUGACAUGCCCACUGACUGAUGAACAAAAGACCGCUUUCAGAAAUCCGACUGAUCGAAGAGCUGCUUCGCUAACAUUUGGCAACAUAAUUUGCACUGACACUGUUCAAUUUUGCGUGCAAUUUUCAUUAUCUCUAAGACUUCAUUUUUUAGUUCUGAUUAAACUGAACUUCAGAACUUUUUACAGGAUUUCAAAAAUCCAUUUUAGUUACAGAAAUUGUUUGAUUAAAGUGAUUGCACAAAAGGUUAUGCAGGCCUGUUUCAUUAGCUUUUUUAAAUGAUUCUUUUGAGGGAAAGAUAACUCAGAUUGCAAUUCAAACACAUACUGUAAUUUCACCCAUCCUUGUUCACUUAAUGCUUUAUUGCUGAUUGCUUUUGGCUGGUGAACUGAAAGUGACCUUUAUAACGGCAUUUCGCAGCCAUCGAGUUGAAUUGGAGCAGCCGAAUAUUUGAAGCAGAAACAAUCUGCAACUGUAUAAAUUGUUGAAAUAUCUGCUGAAGAGAUUGAGUUUUUGAAGAUGAAAAGUGUACAUUGAGUAUUUUGAUGGUAAAAAAAAAAAAAUCACUUAGUAAAAU
Messenger RNA from Phycodurus eques (leafy seadragon), 3189 nucleotides. Its product is annotated as oocyte zinc finger protein XlCOF6.1-like. Gene Ontology annotation, biological process: regulation of transcription by RNA polymerase II. Gene Ontology annotation, molecular function: RNA polymerase II cis-regulatory region sequence-specific DNA binding; DNA-binding transcription factor activity, RNA polymerase II-specific. The coding region runs from base 768 to 2033 and encodes 421 amino acids. NCBI's taxonomy places the organism in Eukaryota, Metazoa, Chordata, Actinopteri, Syngnathiformes, Syngnathidae. The transcript is spliced from 2 exons. The record is from RefSeq and is a predicted model, not a curated record.